Echinococcus granulosus is the source of this 120-nucleotide messenger RNA. RefSeq lists its product as hypothetical. NCBI's taxonomy places the organism in Eukaryota, Metazoa, Platyhelminthes, Cestoda, Cyclophyllidea, Taeniidae. The record is from RefSeq and is a predicted model, not a curated record. The coding region runs from base 1 to 120 and encodes 39 amino acids. The transcript is spliced from 2 exons.
AUGGAGGGACAGAAGGAGGAAAGGGAGAGGGCAGCUAGUGCACAUCUGUGCAUAACUGCAAUUAGGAGAGCCAGCUGGGUGCGGUUGCAAGAUGAGGUACCCAAGCCAAACGAUGGCUGA